Molecule: messenger RNA, 3813 nt
Organism: Lonchura striata (white-rumped munia)
Lineage: Eukaryota; Metazoa; Chordata; Aves; Passeriformes; Estrildidae
Gene: HIF1A
Product: hypoxia inducible factor 1 subunit alpha
Biological process (GO): cellular response to hypoxia; regulation of transcription by RNA polymerase II
Cellular component (GO): nucleus
Molecular function (GO): DNA-binding transcription factor activity, RNA polymerase II-specific; protein dimerization activity; RNA polymerase II transcription regulatory region sequence-specific DNA binding
Source: RefSeq, a predicted model, not a curated record
GCCCCGCGCCGCGCCCGCACCUCCCCGCAGCCCGUGCCCCGAUGCUCUGAGCCCGCGCGGCCCCACACCCGGCUCGGCGCCGCCAUCUCCCCGCCACCGCCAUCGGAGCCUCGCGUCCCAGGGAGCCGGCGGGAGGAGAAGCCGUCCCGCCGCCAUGGACAGCCCCGGCGGCGUCACCGACAAGAAGAGGAUUAGCUCUGAGCGCAGGAAAGAGAAGUCCAGGGAUGCAGCCCGGUGCAGGAGGAGCAAGGAGUCGGAAGUGUUCUACGAGCUGGCGCACCAGCUGCCUCUGCCCCACACCGUCAGCGCACACCUGGACAAGGCGUCCAUCAUGCGGCUGACCAUCAGCUACCUGCGCAUGAGGAAGCUGCUGGAUGCUGGUGAGCUGGAGACAGAAGCCAAAAUGGAGAAGGAACUGAACUGUUUCUACUUGAAAGCUCUUGAUGGCUUUGUCAUGGUUCUGUCUGAAGAUGGGGACAUGAUUUACAUGUCUGAAAACGUGAACAAGUGUAUGGGACUCACUCAGUUUGAGUUGACGGGGCACAGUGUAUUCGAUUUCACUCAUCCAUGUGACCACGAGGAGCUGAGAGAAAUGCUUACACACAGAAAUGGUCCUGUGAAAAAGGGCAAAGAGCAAAACACGGAGCGCAGCUUUUUUCUCAGAAUGAAGUGUACACUGACUAGCAGGGGAAGAACAGUGAAUAUAAAGUCUGCUACAUGGAAGGUGCUGCACUGCACUGGCCACAUCCGUGUGUACGACACGUGUGGGAACCAGACCCACUGCGGGUACAAAAAGCCUCCCAUGACCUGCCUGGUGUUGAUCUGUGAACCUAUUCCUCACCCGUCAAACAUUGAGGUCCCCCUGGACAGUAAAACGUUCCUCAGUCGUCACAGUCUUGAUAUGAAAUUUUCCUAUUGUGAUGAAAGAAUUACAGAGUUGAUGGGGUAUGAGCCAGAGGAGCUCCUGGGUCGCUCAAUCUAUGAGUACUAUCACGCACUGGAUUCUGAUCAUCUGACCAAAACACACCACGACAUGUUCACAAAAGGGCAGGUGACAACAGGACAGUACAGAAUGCUGGCCAAACAAGGUGGCUAUGUCUGGGUUGAAACUCAAGCAACUGUUAUAUACAACACUAAGAAUUCUCAGCCACAGUGCAUAGUGUGUGUGAACUACGUGUUGAGUGGAAUUGUUCAGAAGGACUUAAUUUUUUCCCUUGGACAAACUGAGUGUAUGCUGAAACCAGUGGAGUCUCCUGACAUGAAAAUGACCAAAAUAUUCAGUAAAGAUGACCUGGAUGAUACCAACAGCCUAUUUGAAAAACUUAAACAGGAACCAGAUGCUUUAACUGUGCUAGCCCCAGCUGCUGGAGACACAAUUAUCUCUCUAGAUUUCAGCAGUAAUGAGUCUGAUGAACAACAAUGUGAUGAAGUUCCUUUGUAUAAUGAUGUAAUGCUCCCCUCAUCCAGUGAGAAAUUGCAGAAUAUAAAUAUGGCAAUGUCCCCACUACCUGCCUCUGAAACUACAAAGCCACUUCGUAGCAAUGCUGAUCCUGCACUCAAUAGAGAAGUUGUAUCAAAGCUGGAGCCAAACACAGAGCCGCUCGAACUUUCUUUUACCAUGCCUCAGGUGCAAGAACAACCAACCAGCCCAUCUGAUGCAAGUACCAGCCAAAGUUCACCUGAGCCCAGUAGUCCCAACGACUACUGCUUUGAUGUGGAUAAUGAUAUGGCCAGUGAGUUCAAACUGGAAUUAGUGGAGAAACUCUUUGCCAUAGAUACAGAAGCAAAAAAUCCAUUCUCUACUCAGGAAACGGAUUUAGAUUUAGAGAUGUUGGCUCCUUACAUCCCGAUGGAUGACGACUUCCAGCUGCGCUCCUUCGACCAGCUGUCCCCGCUGGAAAGCAGCAGCUCCUCCGGCUCUCCGAGCGCAGCCCCCGUCCCCAUCUUCCAGCAGGGCCAGGCGGCAGCGGGCAGCGCCGAGGAGGUGAAGCCGGCGGAGCGCGCGGACGACGUGAAGCCGAUCGUUGUCCCUUCCUCGCCCGCGCGCGGGGUCCCCGAGCCCAGCAGUGCCCCCGCCUCGCCCUACGGCGGGAGCAGGAGUCGGACUGCCUCUCCCAUCAGGGCAGGGAAAGCAACAGCGGAUCAGGUGGAAAAGCCUUCUCCAGGAGCACCCAGCUUGCUAACAGUCACUCUGAAUGAAAGAUCUACUGCACUGGAUGAAGAACUAAAUCCAAAGAUGCUAGCUUUGCAUAAUGCUCAGAGAAAACGAAAAAUGGAACAUGAUGGUUCACUUUUUCAGGCAGUUGGAAUUGGGUCUUUAUUCCAGCAGACAGGUGACCGUGGAGGAAGUGCAUCACUUGCUUGGAAACGUGUAAAGGGAUGCAAAACAAAUGGUCACAGUGGAGUGGAGCAAAAGACAAUCAUUCUACUAUCAACUGACAUAGCAAGUAAACUUCUAGGGCAGUCGAUGGAUGAGAGUGGACUCCCCCAACUCACGAGUUACGACUGCGAAGUAAACGCUCCCGUACAGGGCAACAGAAACCUGCUACAGGGGGAAGAACUGCUCAGAGCUCUGGAUCAAGUUAACUGAGCUUUCACAAAAUUUGCUCCUUUUUUGGACACUGGUGAAUCAUCACCUAAAGCAGUCUAUUUAUAUUUUCUAUAUCUGAUUUUAGAAGCCUGGCUACAGUACUGCACUAAUUCAGUUAGUUCAGUUUUGAUCCCCUUUCUACUUAUUUUGACAGUCUUUUUAAUAUGUUCUUUAUGUAACAAUAACUCAAACUCUAGUGCAUUUUUAUAAUUCUUUGGUACAUACACUUUUAAGUCCAUUACAUUUAAAACACACUUGCAAUAGCAGCUUUGAAAUAUGCACCUGAUUAAAAAAAAUAUUUAUUUUUUGGCUGGGGAGUUGGUCACCAAAACUUAUCAUUAGUAAAAUGUCAACACAGGAAAAACUGGCAAUACUUCCAUCCUGCUUUUCAUAGGUAGUUGGAAGACUUGUGCUCUCUUACUCUUUAUGUUCAAGUAAGUUUUUUAUGUUAAUAGUUUUUAUAAGAAACAACAAUGCUUUGCAGCGGUGCAUUGUAGCCACAAUCGCACAAUAUAUUUUCUUAAAAAAUACCAGCAGUUCCUCAUGCAAUAUAUUCUGCAUUUAUAAAAACUAGUUUUUAAGAAGAAUCUUUUGUUUGCCUAUGAAAACAUGUUUAAACCUGGAUUAUGUCCUUAUUUUAGUCAUGUUGUAAUAUAAAUUGUUCUCAAAUGCUGUCUUAUGCUUUUGACUUCAGUGGGUGUGGUUAGUCAAAGGAAAGGCUUUAUCUGGGAAGGGCUAGCAGCAUUUUCUUUGGAUACGUUCUCAAUUUAGAGAAAGUUUGAUGUUCUUAAAGUAGUCACUUUGCCAGCUUAAAAAAAAAUCCCUGCCUGUAGUUGUUGAAGUUAAUGCUAAUAUUGUGUAUGAUCUUAAAUCUAAAUGUUCAGCUUACCCUGUGUGGUAUAGGUGAUAUUUCAAGCAGAUUGUAAAACAUCUUGCAUUGUUAGCAAACUUUUAUCUAGUACAUCAUUGAGUUGCUCAAUAUUUUGAUGUUUUGGUUUUAUGCACCUUGUUGCUAUUAACAUCCAUACGUUUUCAUGUAGAUUUCAAUAACUUGAAUAUAUUUAGAAGCCUUUUUAUUUAGAAAUAUAUAGUUGUCACAAACAUCUUAUUUUCCUAUAUGUACUGUACAAAACCUUCAUUCACUCCUUCUUUUUGCUCUUUGUGGUUGGAUCUAACACUAACUGUAUUGUUUUCUUACAUCAAUAAACUAUAUGUGGACCAGG